Malassezia vespertilionis is the source of this 1428-nucleotide messenger RNA. RefSeq lists its product as uncharacterized. The record is from RefSeq and is a predicted model, not a curated record. NCBI's taxonomy places the organism in Eukaryota, Fungi, Basidiomycota, Malasseziomycetes, Malasseziales, Malasseziaceae. The transcript has 2 exons. Gene Ontology annotation, cellular component: spliceosomal complex. Gene Ontology annotation, molecular function: mRNA binding. The coding region runs from base 1 to 1428 and encodes 475 amino acids.
AUGGCGGAGGCGGCGUCGACUGUGUUUGUGGGGGGCAUUUCGCCCGGCGUCAACGACCGCUGGCUGAUAGAGCUGCUCAAGUCGUGUGGUUCUUUCCGCUCGUUCAAGCGCGUGAGUAAAGCGUUUGGGUUUGCGGAUUUUCUUUCCGCGCACGACGUGCUGCGCGCGCUCGCCGUGCUCAACGGCGUCGAGCUGCCGAGCAUGGGCGUGGACGUGGGCUUGGCGCCGAAGUGCCUUGUGGUCAAGGCCGACGAGAAAACAACUGCGUUUUUGGACGAGUUCCAAAAAACGCUCGUGCGCACCGACGACGACGCGCAGGAAGAGCGCAAGGCGCGUGCACGCGCCAUGCAGAUCGUCGGCAUGAUGCGUGCCCAAGCAGGCACAGGCGCGGAUGCGGACGUGAACGUCUACGAGAUCCCUGCGCAUCUGAAGGAUUUGCGGCCCGAAGAGCUCGGCGCGAAUCGCCCUGCAAACAUUUUAUCGGAGAUUGAAAAGUUUCGUAUUGCUGCCGUUGCGCGCGAUGCCGAGGACCGGCGGCGCACGCUCGAGGUGGAGAAGCGCCGUGCGGCUGCUUCGCAGGACCGUGUGCGCUCCUUCUCACCCGCACAUGCGCCCAGCGACGUGGACGACCCCGAGGCAGCGGAUGUUGCCGCGGAGCAAGCGCGGUGUGCGGCACGCACAGAGCGCAUCCAGCGCGAAGCCAGCGAAGCUGAGCGUAUCUAUGCACGCAAAGAGCAGGACAGGGUCGCGUACUGGCGCGCGCAGUAUGCCGAGUGUGCGCCGCAACACAAGGCGCGCUUGUGGGAGCCGCAGGAAGACGCAGAGUUCGCACGCGAGCUCUUCUGGCUGGAUCGGCGGCGCUGGCUGCAUAUGCGCGCGGCCGAAGUAGCGCGCGAGCGUGCCGCUGACGAUGCUGAUCGGCAUGCGCAGCGCAACGAGGAAGAAAAAGCGCGGCAGGAAGCCGAGGCGUUCCUUGCGGAGCAGGAGCGUGAGAUGGCCGAGUUUGCCGAGCGGCAGCGUGCUUCUGGACUGCUUGUGCAUGACGGUGCGCCGCUUCGGCUGCAUGUGCAUAUGGCCACGGACGAAGGCGUAAAGCGGCGCUUGGCGCUUGCCGAACGACUGCGCGGCGCGAGGAGCGAGGAUGCCAUUCGCCAUGUCCUCCCUGCCGACGACACACAGCUCUUUGCCAUUACGCCCGACUGGUCGCGCCUCGACAUCUCCUCCUACACGCCGCUCCUCGAUGCGGGCAUCGAGGCGAGUUUUGGCGAAGUUGUCGAGGACUUGCGCGACGCCGCGCUGGAAAAGUUGCGUGAGGAGGCGAGCGCGCAAGAAGUACUUGACGUGCUGGAGCCAGUGCUCGACGACGAGGCGCCGGCGCUGGUUGCGUCGGUAUGGCGUGCGCUCCUCCUCGAUUCGCUGCGCCCAUAG